AGAACGAAGUCAUUCGCCUGCAAAUUCUUCCCCUAAGAAUAUAUAUUAUUUGUUUAUUUAAUUUUAAAGGAAUAUUAUUAUUACAACUACCCCUAAAAUCUAAAAUUUACAUUACAUGUAAGAAAUGUAAAUCUUCGGUAAGAGAAGAGUUAUAGAAGGAACAAAGAUAAAGAGAAAAAGUUCAACCGAAUUCUUCUUCUUCCUCGUCGUUGUGAUCUGAGUUUGUGUGUUUGUGAAUCUAAUCUGUAUACAUAGCAUUUAUAUAUAUAAAUAUAUUAUAUAUAUAUAUAUACACUCCUGAAUCAUCAAAUGUCCAAAGCUUCGUCCAGACUCGUCCAUGGUUUUCUCAGACUUCACAAUUAUCAUUCCUCUCACAUCGCAAAACCCUCUUCCCCAAAUCCCGGCACUACCGCUGCCUCUUUGUUCCGAGAAUCGCUCAGCCGGGCGCACCAUUCCGCCCCUGCUCCGCCAUCUCUUACCCGAAUCGGAGUACCGGGUUCGUCCAAUGCGGUAUUGACCCGAAUUCCUUCGUCUCCCUCUAGGGCUGGACUUGGGCUUAGGUUCUCCUCGUUUAGGUCCUCCGGGUUGGGGAAAGCUUAUGCCAAUGCGAAUUUUGCAAAGAAGGUCUUUGAGAAGCCGGCGUCGGCCGUUGCUUCCACCUUCUCGAGGUACCGGGAGGCCAUAGGGUUGCAGAUUGAGGCUUUCUUUAGAAGGAACUAUCUCUUCGUGUUAGGUGCCGUUGGUGUGGUGGCGUGUGCUUUACUAUGGAGGAUUAUGUUUGGCAUUGCCAAUACUUUUAUUGGGUUCUCCGAAGGAAUGGCCAAGUAUGGGUUUCUUGCUCUUUCAACCGCCAUCGUCGCUUUUGCUGGCCUUUAUGUCCGCGGAAGAUUCACAAUUAACCCUGAUAGAGUUUAUAGAAUUGCUAUGAGGAAGCUCAAUACGUCUGCUGGGAUUCUUGAGGUUAUGGGAGCCCCUCUUUCAGGAUCAGAUCUUAGAGCCUAUGUAAUGUCAGGAGGUGGACUUACGAUAAAGAAUUUCAAGCCAAGAAUUAGGAGCAAGCGUUGUUUUCUCCUCUUCCCCAUUCAAGGUUCAGAGAGGAAGGGUCUGGUCAGUGUUGAAGUAAAGAAGAAAAAAGGCCAGUAUGAUAUGAAGCUACUGGCAGUCGACAUUCCCAUGGCAUCAGGACCAGACCAGCGAUUAUUCUUGGAGGGAGAUGAAGUAGAAUACAAGGUUGGUGGUGGCCUAAUAUCCCAACUUAGAGAUCCCGUGGUAAAAGCAAUGAGUGCGGCCAAAGAGUUUGAUGCUCUUGAUCAGAUUGAAGAAGAGGAGGAUGCUGAAAGAGAACUGCAGAAGGCAGAGCAAAAGAACAGUGAAGAAAUUGAGAAACUUGAGAAAGAUGGCCGUCAGUGAUUGAUCAAUUGUCUACAUUUUAUUCUCACCCCUCUUUUUAACCCCGAAAAGAAGAAAGAACGAAAAGAAAUGUCUGUUGUUUUUUGUUUUUAACAGAGAAUGUCAAUGAAAAAAAAUUGCUUGGGGCUUUCAUCAUUUCACAUAAAAUCAGAUCGGUAAGAUCUCCUUGCAUAUGUUCAAUUCUGCAAGGCUUGUUUUUCAUGCAAAACCAUUAGCCAUUGUGGGGAUUCCCAUGGUAGAGAAAAGUUCCAUAAGAUAAAAAUAAAGCUCACUCACACUUUGAAAUUUACAUGCCUGACUUGACAUGAUCUCAGACUCAUUUUCUGUGAUUUGUAAUGCUCUCCUUGUUAGACCAAAGAUUUUCUUUGAUUCUAUGGAAAAUUUCUUAUUUUGUCUCA
Humulus lupulus (European hop) is the source of this 1808-nucleotide messenger RNA. RefSeq lists its product as uncharacterized. NCBI's taxonomy places the organism in Eukaryota, Viridiplantae, Streptophyta, Magnoliopsida, Rosales, Cannabaceae. The record is from RefSeq and is a predicted model, not a curated record. Gene Ontology annotation, cellular component: intracellular membrane-bounded organelle. The coding region runs from base 310 to 1410 and encodes 366 amino acids. The transcript has 3 exons.